AUGUCUCCCCUUCCCCCUCAAGAUCGAUCAGGCUUCGAGGUUGCCAUUAUUUGCGCCUUACCCCUUGAAGCAAAUCUCGUCCAGAGUACUUUUGAUAUCUUUUGGGAGGAUGAGGGCUAUAACUAUGCCAAGGCUCCUGGUGACCCGAAUAUCUACACCCCAGGAGUGAUUAGUGGUCACAAUGUUGUUCUCGCCCGCCUACCGAACAUGGGCAAGGUCGAUGCCGCGAGUGUGGCUGCCAGCAUGAGGAUCAGUUUUGCCGGCGUCAAGCUUGCUCUGCUGGUCGGCAUUUGUGGGGCUGUACCUCGUCGACCGGACAGCAACGAAGACAUUUUUCUCGGCGAUGUCAUUCUGAGCCAGACAAUCAUCCAGUACGAUUUCCGGAAGCAGUACCCAAUGUCGGAGAAGAGGAUUUCAACGGUCGAAGAUAGCCACGGAAGGCCAAGUCAAGAAAUUCGAUCAAUCCUGGCCAGGAUGAGAGAAAGCCGCUAUCGUAAGAAGACGGAGGCCAAUAUUAACACAUAUCUCACAGAACUACAGCGCACAGUCAAAGACACCAUUAGCCCGGGUCCAGGCCUCGACCUUCUUUAUGAAGCGUCACGCCUCCACAAGCAUCACAAUCUCACCACGAGUAAUCUCUGCGUUGUGUGCGCAGAGGAUGAACAAUCUAGGUGCCCAGAGUCCAUUUUGCUGAACUGCGAUGAACUUGGGUGCAAGCAGAUGGGCGUUGCCGUCCGAAAGCGACAGGAGGGCCCGUCGAACACACAGAGCGCAGUCAGUAUACACAUUGGCAGAAUAGGUUCUGCCGACGUUGUGAUGAAAUCCGGCUGGGAUCGAGACCGAAUUGCUCAGGAGGACAAUAUCAUUGGAUUUGAGAUGGAAGGCGCGGGUGUGUGGGACCACUUCCCCAGCGUCGUCAUCAAGGGUGUCUGUGAUUACGCUGACAGUCACAAGAACAAGCGAUGGCAAUGUUACGCGGCUGCGGCUGCGGCGGCUUGUGCGAGGUCGUUCUUGCAGGAAUGGAAUGCUGAGAUCGUAACGCCCGCAACUCCCGCUCAAGAUUAUUCAAUACCACCCCAGUGGUACGUCCCUUUCCUCCAGUCUCAACUCCAGAGUUUCAUUGGUCGGAAAAACGAGAUCGAGAAACUCGAAGCGAAACUCUUUGGGUCGGACAGCGCCAAAGUAGUAGCAGCACUUGGCCUUGGUGGAGUCGGUAAGAGCCGAAUUGCGCUUGAUUUAGCCUAUCGAACAAAGGUCCAGCGUCCGAGGCAUUCAGUCUUUUGGGUUGAAGCAACAAACAACUUGACCUUUGAAAGGGAUUAUUUCGCAAUUGGCAAGCUACUCAAAAUUCCUGGGAUCGACGAAAACCAAGCCGACAUCAAACUUGUUGUCAAGCGAUACCUUAGCCUGCCAAUCGCCGGAAAAUGGUUCUUGAUCAUAGAUAAUGCAGACGACGAGGACAAUUGGGGCGUUUCUGCCAGUGAAAGUGAAGAGCAGAUGAAUCUUGGUGAUUAUUUACCAGAAAGUCCUUCAGGUCCAAUUCUUGUCACCACACGGAGUCGACAUAUCGCAAGUACCUUGGCAGGGAGAAAUGUAGUUGAGCUGCAGGAAAUGAGCAUCAACGAGGCCGAAGCAACCUUCCGAAGCUUACUUGAGAAACCAGAAAUCCUUGUUAACUCUCAGGAAACACAAGAACUGCUGCAGAGGUUGACUUUCCUACCUCUGGCAAUCGUCCAGGCGGCAUCCUAUCUCAAUAAAAACGAUGAGUCAAUCUCAGUUUAUUUGGAGCUACUGAAACAACCAGAAGAUAACGUUGUUGAUCUCUUGAGCGAAGAUUUUGUGGAUAAAGGUCGGUACAAGGGCGCAAAGAAUCCAGUGGCGACGACAUGGCUUAUUUCAUUCAAUAACAUCCGAGCGAGGAAUCCGCUCGCUGCAGAAUACUUAUCAUUCAUGUCCUGUUUAAAUGAACAGAAUAUUCCCCAAUCGCUCCUGCCUCUUGCCCCGUCAGUAAAAGACAUGGUCGACGCAAUCGGAAUUCUAAGAGGAUAUUCUUUUCUAAGAAAGACGGAUGACAGGAGCUCCUUCGGAGCCUUGUACAACAUGCACCGCCUAGUGCGUCUUGCGACCCGCAAUUGGCUGAGGCACGAAGACCUACUCGGCAGUUGGACGGCCAAUGCGAUCCGGCGGGUUGCGCAGAUCUUCCCAAACUACGACGCCCUGAGGCCGGACAUUGUGCAUGAGCAAUGGAGCCUGUAUAUGCCGCAUGCGCAGACAUUAACCGGAUCAGGACUCGUCGAUGACCUCGAGGAAAGAUACGAUCUACUUGCAAAGACAAGCGUUUGUCUCCUUGAGAGUGGCAAGUAUGGCGAGGCUGCGGAGAUCCACCUUUUGAUCGUCCGCCGGAUGGAAUGCAAGUCUACUACCGGGACCGUGAAGAAGGCCACGGCUUAUCACGACUUUGCCGACGCAUUGAACGAGAUCAGCCAGUGGACCGAGGCCGAGAAAUACCUGCGCCAAGCGUUGGAGUGGCGUCAAGAAAUGCUGGGUGUCGACCACGUUGACACACUUCGCAGCAUGACCCUGCUCGUUGAGAUACUGAACGAGCUAGACAGAGUACAAGCGGCUUUUACCCUGGGGCAGGAAGUAGUUAGUCGAAGUCAAAAAGUCCUAGGACAAAACCACCCAUACACACUCGAAGCAAUGGGGCAUCAUGCUAUGUCACUAUCCCUACAGGGCAAGCAUGAAGAGGGAUCAAGCAUAUACGCCGAGGUGUUAGAGAGACAGCAGAAACUCCUCGGCCGAGAACAUCGGGACACGUUAUCAGCCAUGAACAACCUCUCCCUCGUCCUAGCCCGGCAAGGAAAACACCACGCCGCAGAGACACUGGAAGCCGAAGUUCUCGAGACCAGAAAGCGGAUCUUCGGCCUGGAACAUCCAAGCACUUUGCUCUCAAUGCACAACCUGGCCAUCACACUACACCGCCAAGGCCGUAACCAAGAGGCAAUCGCUUUGAUGAGGGAGUGCGUGCACCUGCGGGAGACCACGCUAGGCGUCGAGCACGAGUACACGAAAGUCUCGAAGGAAGGCUUGCGGCGAUGGCAAGAGGCCGAGCAGCAGGAGGAAGAGGAGGACAAGAAGAAGAAGCAGGCCCAUCCACAAUCUGGUAGCUUACAAUCUCCUGGACUGCUCGCCACGACGUUUCCAACUCCAACAGCAGCUCACGCAGCCAAGCGAGGAGACGAGGCCAGGUCGAGUUCUGUAUCUGUAUCCAACGAACCAGAACAUGCCCGACUCCACCAGCAAGCGUCAACUCAACGAUCGACCAAGAGUGGUUUCCUAGGCAAACUGGCCCUUCGUCUUCGGACCUAG
Exophiala bonariae is the source of this 3369-nucleotide messenger RNA. RefSeq lists its product as uncharacterized. Gene Ontology annotation, biological process: nucleoside metabolic process. NCBI's taxonomy places the organism in Eukaryota, Fungi, Ascomycota, Eurotiomycetes, Chaetothyriales, Herpotrichiellaceae. The transcript has 2 exons. The record is from RefSeq and is a predicted model, not a curated record. Bases 1 to 3369 code for a protein of 1122 amino acids. Gene Ontology annotation, molecular function: ADP binding; catalytic activity; protein binding.